UCGAAAUAAGCCAGACGCACGAAGCGGGCGCGUUCGUCCGUCGCAGCUAGCCGCUUGUCUCAACACCCGUUUCAUCGUGGGCUCAUGGCUACUCGCUGGCAAUCGACACCUCUACGGCCGAAUGAGCCCUCGGACCAGCGACCUCCUGAAGACGGUGAUGCUUGCACCUUGCGCCUCUUUGCUGCUGGGGACAGAGCCAGGCAUGUGUCGGAAUGUGAAUGGAGCAGCAUUGGAAAGGCUGAAACAUGCACGCUUUCGCAUCCCACCACGAUGGACGCGGCAACAACAACAGAAUCUCCCGAAACGGAUUCUCUGGAAAGGAUGAGCUCGGACGUGUACCUUCCCGAUGUUUCGAUAGGCGGUAAGGCGUUCGAGACCAGACACUACAGACGCCGACUCACCGCGCGGCUCGUGUGCGCCUUCUGCGUGCUGCUGCUAGUCGCCAUCGCGGUGUGCCUCGCCUGCGUCGCAAUGCUACUGCAUGUCGAGCCUCCUCGCGGAGUGUUGGUGGCUGUCGAAGGCUCCCUUGAAAUGGCCCCAAAUAACAGCAACUACUGCGUGGUGGGCACACCUGCUGCAAUUUCGGCUUACAAGUUAGAUACUGUCAAGAGCCUGGAAAAUAAGCUGGAUUCCAUAUACGGAAAUAAGACUGUGGCCAGCAGGUACAGUGGCUCACUGGUUGAAGACUUCAGGUGCCUGCUACGUCCAGGACACGAAGGCGUACGCAUUCAAGUGGACUUCACGCUGUUCUGGCGACGGCGGCGCAACCGUUAUGGCGUGCUGUCACCCUACCCAAGCACAGACGACGUCGCCGACGCCCUGCACGAAGCGCUAACGCUGUCCGACGGUUGGCUGGCCGGGUUCCAGGUCGAUCUGUACAGCAUCAUUGUGGGCGACAGCCGGACAAUCGCCUAGCGGUCAUGUCGGUGUACCGUAUAAGGCCUUCUUGGAAGCCAUUUUUUCACGUUAUCAGGACCUGAAAAGGACACCGCAAACUAACACCAACCCACAAUUUGAUUUAGGGACUAAUAUGUGUAAUAAAGCACCGUGCUUAUAAAAAAACUGCACCCA
This is a messenger RNA of Rhipicephalus microplus (southern cattle tick), 1071 nucleotides long. RefSeq lists its product as uncharacterized. Lineage: Eukaryota; Metazoa; Arthropoda; Arachnida; Ixodida; Ixodidae. The record is from RefSeq and is a predicted model, not a curated record.